CCGGUAUUUCUUGAAUGUCUGAGCUGGAUUAAGAGAGGGAGGAGAGAGAGACCUCCUACAACACUUUCCUAUUGGGUUUCUCGAUUCCUUUCUUUUUAUCGUUCAAAAAUCCUUCAAUCUGGUUGACAACCUAUCUGGGUCUUUCUAUCUGAUUCAGAGAAGGAAAAACAGGGAGAAAUGGCGACUUUUGCAGGGACAACUCAGAAAUGUAAGGCUUGUGAGAAGACAGUUUACUUGGUAGAGCAGCUCACAGCUGAUAACAAGGUCUAUCACAAGGCUUGUUUCCGAUGCCACCACUGCAAGGGUACCCUCAAGCUUAGUAACUAUUCUUCCUUUGAGGGUGUUUUGUAUUGCAAACCUCACUUUGACCAACUCUUUAAGAUGACUGGAAGUUUGGAUAAAAGCUUUGAAGGUGCUCCAAAAGUUGCCAGAACAGACAGAUCUUCUGAUCAGGGUAAUGCCAACAGCAAGGUUUCGAGUUUGUUUUCUGGAACUCAAGAGAAAUGUGUUGCUUGUAAGAAAACAGUCUACCCAAUUGAGAAGGUAGCAGUUGAUGGCACCUCAUACCAUAGAGCAUGUUUCAAGUGCAGCCAUGGGGGAUGUGUGAUCAGCCCAUCAAACUACGUUGCUCAUGAACAAAGAAUCUACUGUAGGCACCACCAUUCUCAGCUCUUCAAGGAGAAGGGGAACUUCAGUCAACUUGAUAAGCAUGAACAAAUGAAGGGGUGACUGAGAACACAAUCUGAGUGAUGGAUUCAGAAUCUGCAAAUUCUUCUGUUGGUGCAGUGGUUUAUGUUCCCAUUGUAGCCAUUGGGUGUGACACUGUAAGAUCGCAUUCAAUGUUUGGUAAACAUGAGUUGGUAACAGUCAUGGAAGUAUAUAAAUUGAGGUAUGGACCUAGUUUUAUAUUUUCAGGUCUAAGUUCAACAUCGGGAGCUUCAGUUGUUAUUCUUUGAGUGUGAAGGUUUGAGUGAACAAUAAUUAUAGGAGGUUCUAUUCUUAUAAUAAAUCGUGGUAAUGGAAGGUCUUGCCUACUUGGGCCUUGUGAGUUUUAAUAGGAUUUUGUCAUCCCUGGCAGUGAGUUUUAUUACUAUAAAUAUGAAGUAUAAACUUGGUACUUUUAUUUUCUUCUUCCAUUAA
Nelumbo nucifera (sacred lotus) is the source of this 1140-nucleotide messenger RNA. RefSeq names its product LIM domain-containing protein WLIM1-like. NCBI's taxonomy places the organism in Eukaryota, Viridiplantae, Streptophyta, Magnoliopsida, Proteales, Nelumbonaceae. The record is from RefSeq and is a predicted model, not a curated record.